Messenger RNA from Sceloporus undulatus (fence lizard), 3724 nucleotides. RefSeq names its product zinc finger protein 436-like. Gene Ontology annotation, molecular function: DNA-binding transcription repressor activity, RNA polymerase II-specific. Gene Ontology annotation, biological process: negative regulation of transcription by RNA polymerase II. Lineage: Eukaryota; Metazoa; Chordata; Lepidosauria; Squamata; Phrynosomatidae. The transcript has 8 exons. The coding region runs from base 91 to 1851 and encodes 586 amino acids. The record is from RefSeq and is a predicted model, not a curated record.
CUCCUCUCUUGAUCAUUCCAGGAAAAGAAGGAGGCUUUGCUGGCUGAGGAGGAGUGCAAGGCCCAUAAUCCUGGACACAGAGACAGUGCCAUGGCAGCGGAAAUACAACCUGGCUCAUAUUCUCUCAGUGGCGGAGUGAAGAGCAUCACCAUGCCAAAACCACAGUUUCUGGUGUCCUUUGAGAAGGUGGCUGUGUAUUUCAGCAAGCAAGAGUGGGACCUCCUGGAUCCUUCUGAAAAAGCUCUGUACACAGAGGUUAUGCUGGAAAACUACGGGAACGUGACCUGGCUGGAAUUUCCUCAACCAGUACUCAUCGCUUGUCUGGAAGAAGGAGAUGAGCCAUUUCUUCUGUGCUCUGAGGAAGAGGAGAAAUCUGGAGCAAUCUGCUUAGACAGUAUGGUGGCAACAAAGGCAGGUUCUGGAUCAUCUUAUCUUGGUGAUGGGAUGAAAAGAGCUGCCCUUCAGCUGCCUCAGUGGUUGACGUACUUUGAGGAGGUGGCUGUGUAUUUCACCAAGAGAGAAUGGGAUGUACUGGAACCAGACCAAAAAGCUCUCUACAAGGAAGUCAUGCUGGAGAACUAUGGACUUGUAACCUCUCUGGUAAUUCCCCAGUCGGACCUCAUCUCCUGCCUAGAAGAAGGAAGAGAUCCAUUUGUCCAGGACUCUGAGGAACAGAAGAGAUUGACAGGAUGGGACAGUGAGAUCUAUAAAAAGCCUUCUCCAGUGUCAAUGCAACGUACCAGCUAUGAAGAGGGAGUAGAGUUAUUCGAGAAUCCAUUAGGAAAUCAUGAUCACGAGCAAAAACAGUGUAAGAAAGGAAAGAAAAAAUCCUCUGAUGCUGACAUUCCUGACCUUUUCCCACAAGAAGAUCAGAAAGGCAAGGCAAGGAAAAAGUUUUCAAUCUUUGGGAAGCUAUUGAAAGAUAAUCCAAAAUUAAAUAAAUAUUGUGGACAGAACACAGGAGAGAAGCCACAGGAACAAGUGGAGGCUGGUAAGAGUUUGAGUGGCAGUAGGACAGAUAAUAAGAACCAAAGAAUUCAGAUGGGGGAGAAGCCAUAUAAAUGUAUGGAGUGUGGAAAGGGCUUCAAUCAAAACUCAAGCCUUACUGCCCAUCUAAGAACUCACACAGGGGAGAAACCAUAUAAAUGCCUGACCUGUGGAAAGAGCUUCUGUCGCAGCUCCCACCUUACUAGCCAUCGAAGAACUCACACAGGGGAAAAACCACAUAAAUGUACAGAGUGUGGAAAGAGCUUCAGUCAGCGUUCACAUCUUACUAGCCAUCAAAGAACUCACACGGGGGAGAGACCAUAUAAAUGCAAAGAGUGUGGAAAGGGCUUCAGUCAGUGCUCAAGCCUUACUAGCCAUCUAAGAACUCACCUGGGGGAGAAACCGUAUAAUUGCACAGACUGUGGAAAGAACUUCAACACAAAGUCAAGCCUUGUUGUACAUCAAAGAACGCACACAGGGGAGAAGCCAUAUAGUUGCACAGUGUGUGGGAAGAACUUCAGCGAUGGUGGAACACUUAUUAAACAUCAAAGAACUCAUACAGGGGAGAAACCAUAUAAAUGCACGGAGUGUGAAAAGACCUUCACCCGGAAAGUACACCUUACUAGACAUCAAAAAGUACACACUUUGGAACUACCAUAUAUAUGCAUGAAGUGUGGAAGGAUCUUCAGUAAAAACUCAGGCCUUAUUACAUUUCGAGGAACCGAAACAGAAUGUUUGGAGUGUGCACAUGGCUUCUGGUUCGGCUCAGAUCUUCCCAGUUUUCCAAAAAGCGAACCUAGUGAAGAAACCAUGCAGAUACAUCAUGUCUGGAAUGAUUUUCAGCAUGAAUUUAAGCCUUAUUGAACACGAGAACAUAAGAACCUGCAGUGAGGAGAAACCAUAUUGUUCUUAUUCUUAAAUCAGGCCAAAGUUUGAUGAAUCUUAAAGAACUUGGAGGUUCUAAAAGAGCAUUCCAGACAAACAGAACUUGGGGGGAAAUAUUUUUUUCAAGUAUAGUUUAUGCAGAAGGACAGAUUUGGGAAGAGCAAGAGCUUCAAAAGAAGGACUUCUGUCCCCCCCUCCUCCCAUCCCCCAGGACAUGUUCCUUACAUCUUAGCUAAAAGCAAAAGAAAACGUGUAAGCAGACCAAAAAAGGGAAGGAAAAAAAAGACAUACUUUUGGGCUCCUUCUUAAUAGAAAGCCCCUGUACUAUUCACUUUUUUCCUCACCUCUAGUAAUUUAAGGAGACCCAGCAUGGUGAAGUGGUUUGAGUGUUGGACUAUGACUCUGGAGACCAGGGUUUGAAACUCUGCUCAACAGUGGAAAUCCACCGAGUUAUCUUAGACAAGUCACACUCUCUGCCUCAGAAGGAGGCAAAGGCAACCUCCCCUGCUGAGAAAACCUGUGAUAGCCUUGGGGUGGCUAUAAGUUGGAAAUGACUUGAAGGCACACAACAACAAAGUAAUUUAAAGUGUUGAUCAUGCUGCCACUAUGACGACAGGACAAAAAUUAAAAAACAAAAUUGGGGGGGGGGGAGAGACUAAGGACUUAUGCGGAGAUCCAUAGUGGUGUAAUGCUUUGAGAAUUGGACUACAACUCUGGAGAUCAGUGUUCGAUUCCCCACUUGGCCAUGGAAACCCACUGGCUGACCAAGUUACAGACUUGCAAGCCAGCAAGCCAGAUGCAUAGGCUCACCAUAAGUCGAAAAUGACUUGAAGGCACACAACAACAAAAGUAAACAUGCCUAGCAUAUUAAUAUAAACAGUUAUAGUAUUAUAUUAAUAUAAACAUUUGGCUACGUGAUGCAAAUCAGAGCCAUCAUUAGCCCAGUGACAAUGGUCCCCAACCUUUGCUCCUCCAUUUGUUUCGGGUUUCAGCUUCCAGAAGCCCCAGCCAACUUGGCCAACAGCCAGGAAUCAUGGAAGCUGAAGUCCAAAUCAUUUGAAGGACCAAAGGAAGAAGAGACCCCCCAAGUCAUUUGUGGUUUAAAUUACCUGUGUUCUCUGCAGAUUUGGGAACCACUGACCUAGAAAGUAGCUCCAGAGAAUACAGUAAGUAAAAUGCAGGCAAAAAUUACAAGGAAAAAAUGAUUUUGUGGAUGCUAAGUACUCAAAGAUGACUGAGUCACCAUGUUUUAAUAAUUCUUUCCUUCUUCUUUGGGCACCUACAGUAAACAAUGGGCACAUGGGGAAGGGGAUUUUUGCCUUCCCUAGCAGCUAGCCCUAUUGUAUUCUGUACUAAAAAUUGAUCAGCCGUGCAACUUAGAAAAGACCCCAACUCAUUUGUGGUUUAAACUACCUGUAUUCACAUCUGAUUUUGAACGGAUGGGAGAUCAAGAGGUACAAACAAAAGUUAAAGCACUACAGUUUGAUAGUUUGGGAUAAUUUGGGAGUGGGGUUUUUGUGAGAGUAUUGGAGAGUCCAGGGACUUUGAGGGAAUUAAAAGGGUUGGGGAGAUGCUGAAAAGAGUUUGGGGGCUUGCAUCUGGCCCUCAGCCUGCACUUUCUCCACAUCUGACAGAGCCAAUGCCAGCUCUCCCUCUUGUUCUGACCCAGAAGGAAAACCUGCUCUUGGCUCCAUAAAACAAUAAUAAAAGAGGGCUUCAGUGCUAUGACUGUGGCAAGACUUAGGCUGCAUCUAUACUGCAGAAUUAAUGCAAUUUCACACUGCUAUGGAAUUCUGUGAUUUGUAGUUUUGUGAAAUAAUUAACAUCCUUUGAGAGCUGUGGUGCCACAAGA